Messenger RNA from Rattus rattus (black rat), 1901 nucleotides. RefSeq names its product NXPE family member 3-like. NCBI's taxonomy places the organism in Eukaryota, Metazoa, Chordata, Mammalia, Rodentia, Muridae. The record is from RefSeq and is a predicted model, not a curated record.
AAUGUCUUAUCUACCUGGGUUCAUAUUUAUAAUUCAACUAGAGUCCAGGGUGUGUGGAUCUGUUCAUGGGGCAGUUCAAGGGCUACAAGCUUCUGACCGUGGGCUUGGUCUUUCUGCUUCUGGUGUUCUGCCUCAUGACCACUUGGCAUGAGCCCAUAAUCCGGUUGCUCCCACCACCCCGUCCUGUCUCUGAAGAUGUCUCAGACUCCAUCGACAGGGACUCUGUCUCUCAAGAACUCUUCAACUUGACCAGCCUUCUAUACUGGCCUCCAACUGGUGGAGACAGGGAUGACUUUCUGGCCUCUACCAGCCCCAGAACCUCUACCUACCACUUGAAGGGUCCUGCCCAGGCCAACUAUACUCUGGGAAGUAACCUAGAGGCCAUCCUUGUGGCUAGGGAUCACUGGGGUAGGCCCAAAGCUCAUGGUGGUGAUCUGUUUCGGGCACAGCUGCUGGGUCCAGAAUUGAGAGCAGGAGUCCCAGGGGAGGUGAAGGAUCUGGAGAAUGGCACUUACCUCUUGUCCUUCCCCCUGCUCUGGGCUGGAUGGGCCCAGGUGCAAGUGCGACUGAUCCACUCCAGUGAGGCAGUUGGGGUCCUGCAAAGAGUCUGGAGAGGGAAACGAGCCACUGUUGAUUUUAGAGGGUAUUUCCGAGGAACAAAUGGCACUCAAGAGACUGUCAUCUGUAAUGUGGACCCCCAGUCAACUGGAGCCAAAGGGUCUACCUGCCAAUACAAGGAUGUGGUUUCUGGGGAGAUCUGGUUCUGUGCUCAACCCCGUACUUUGCCUUGCAAUGCUUUAGUGGGUCACUCGAGUGGAAGUUAUCUGAAGGUGACCACGCCUCAUGAUAAAGACCUGCUGGCUGGGAAUGUGACUGACCAGAAACUCCCUUCAGGCGUACCUCCAGUCCUUGUCCUACCAGCCUGGGGAAACAUGAGUAACAUGGCCCUGCCCUCAAGGCCCCCAUGUCACCCUGGCCACCUGUCUCCAAAACCCUCUGGCUUCUACCACCAAGACAGAUGGCAUUCGACAUUCUGUUCUAGCCGCACUUUCCCCACUGUGGACAGCAUCCUGAACUGCCUGGCUGGACGCAUUGUUUACAUGAUGGGGGAUUCCACACUCCGGCAGUGGUGGGAGUAUCUGCGAGACACAGUGCCCUCCCUGAAGCCAGUUGAUCUACACGCCACUUAUCAAGUAGGUCCCCUGAUGGCCGUGGAGACAACUCGGGGGGGGACAGUGUUGCACUGGAGGGUACACAGCUGGCCCCUACGUUCUCUCCGCACCCCAGUGGCCUCCCUGCACUCUGUGGCCAGAGAACUACAUGGCCUGGCCGGGGGACCCUACACAGUGGUGGUGCUGGGUAUGGGAGCCCACUUCACCACGUUCCCUCCCUCCAUCUUUGCCCGAAGACUGGCAGGGAUUCGGGCAGCUGUGAAGGCCCUGCUGGACCGGGAGCCCAGUACUCUGGUCGUCAUCAAACUGGCCAACACUGGCUACAAAUCGGUGUAUGGCAGUGACUGGCUCACACUCCAGAUGAACCGCUUCCUCCGCGCUGCCUUUGUGGGUCUCCGCGUGGCCUUUGUGGAUGCGUGGGAAAUGACCUCCAGCUUGGCUGUGCCAGACGACAUCCACCCAAGGAAGCUUAUUGUCCGCAAUGAAGUGGAAUUAUUUCUGUCCUUCAUCUGUCCCACCUGAGUGCUCCUGAGGGAUCUGAGGCUGAGUGGAUGGAGAGAGAGCCUGGGUGUGGCUGUCUCAAAAUGAACUUCUGUGACGGAAAGCUGAAGCUACCCCGGCUCACCCACUAUGACACUGUGGGUCCGUAUUUCAUACUCCUCUCUGUGCGCCACAUGGACAAAUCUAGUUCAAUAGAAAUGAUUUGCAUCGUUUUCUCUUUUUGAAUGU